This is a messenger RNA of Mycotypha africana, 249 nucleotides long. RefSeq lists its product as uncharacterized. Lineage: Eukaryota; Fungi; Mucoromycota; Mucoromycetes; Mucorales; Mycotyphaceae. The transcript has 2 exons. The record is from RefSeq and is a predicted model, not a curated record. Bases 1 to 249 code for a protein of 82 amino acids.
AUGGUUUUCGACUUCAAAAAUACUCCCCCUUAUCAAUUCUAUCAACUUGAGAAAUUAAAACUUCCUAGCUCACCUGAAUUAUAUACCAAUCUCGAAGAAACCAUAGAAAAUCUUGCAAGUUUUAAGGGAAAGUGCUCAAUUUAUACUUUUAUGCUGUCAAGUUUGGCUGGAGAAGCAGAUAUAGCAAAACCUUAUAUAUACCAUGAUUAUAUCCACUUGUUUAAGCCAACCAUUGCUUUUAAAAAUUGA